Bursaphelenchus xylophilus (pine wood nematode) is the source of this 1285-nucleotide messenger RNA. The record is from the annotation of a GenBank genome assembly. NCBI's taxonomy places the organism in Eukaryota, Metazoa, Nematoda, Chromadorea, Rhabditida, Aphelenchoididae.
AUGUUACUACGAGUUGCUUUUGUAUUAUUACUGCUCUUCUCGUUGUUCGUCCAACCCGCCGACGCUUAUCGCAAGGGGUAAGUUGCUGAAUUGGGUUCUCAUUUUUGUAAUCUCAACUCACGAGAUCAAUAAACUACAAUGUUUUACGAUGUCUUUGAUAAAGUUUGUGACGUUUCUGUUUUCAGUUAUAUGCUUCGAAAGGGCUCCAAACUCGAGAAACAACACCGCCGCAGUUUGCACGAGUGGAAAAAGGCGCAUCGACACAAGCAUCAUAAAAAGUGAGUGUUCAUAAUUUAUAAUACAUAAUACAACUUAAACCUCUGUACAACGAAUCGCAGAGACCCCAAAAAAAAAUUAUUCGUUAUAGUAAAGUUUUUGUUAUACGGAUUUUUAUCAGUCUGUCGGGAAAAUAAUGAGCAAUGAGCCGAUCGCGUCGCUGAAGAAAAAACAAUUUUAUAAAGCUCUUUAUAUAGGAGUGUAAAAAACAGCUUCUUUUUUGUAAAAUCUACAGUAAUCUUCACAAAAAUCUCACGGUAAAUAUCCCUUAUAUCGGUCUGUCGGGAAAAUAAUAAGCAAUGAGCAGAUUGUGUCACUGAAGGGAUCAAAAUUUUAUUUUGCCGCGACACAAUUCAUUUUCUCGGCAGCAAUGCGGUUUUCGAUGCGACAGAGUGCUCGUUAUUUUCCCGACAGACUGAUAUUUUGGCCGGAAAUUUAUUUUCGGGACAUCUGAAAUUGAUUGUUAUUGAAAGGUUUUGCUGAAUGGCGAUAUGUUGUGCAGAGGUUUCACUAAAUAUACUAACUACUGGGUGGGCUGAGAAGUUUUAGAAUUUGUACAGUAAAAUUCAAAAAAAAAAAAAAUUACCACACACAGUUGAAAAUCAAUUCUUUUGAAAAUAACAAUCAAAGAUGAUGUCGUGGGAAUAAAAUUGCACGUUUUUCAAUCCAACUGUGCUGCUUUUUUCCUGCGGAGCCACAAAUCAAGACUUUCUGGCCCUCUAUUACUCUGUCGGGAAAAUAAUGAGCGCUCUGUCGCAUCGAAAAUCGUAUCGCCGCCGAGAAAAUGAAUCGUCUUCGAGGCAAAAUCAAAUUGAUUUUCACUUCACGAUAGGCGCAUCAAGAUUAUGCUCAUUAUUUUCCCGACAGACUGAUUGUAUUAUAAAUACUUGAAAAAUAAACAAGAUCCGUAUUUUAAAACUUACCUUUCCUUCUUUUCAGACGUCAAUCGAUGGAAUUUGAGGAGCUCUUGAUGAAGAUGGACUCCUUUAUCCGACCGAGAUUUGGCUAG